Molecule: messenger RNA, 3301 nt
Organism: Coccomyxa subellipsoidea C-169
Lineage: Eukaryota; Viridiplantae; Chlorophyta; Trebouxiophyceae; Coccomyxaceae
Exons: 11
Coding region: 65-2644 (859 amino acids)
Source: RefSeq, a predicted model, not a curated record
CUGUACUUGGCCGGAGCCUGCGAAUGGCAGCUCGAAUGGGUCAUUGAAGACGUUGAUAGCCGCGAUGGAACAGGUGAGGAGGUCUCCGCAAAUGAGGCGAGGUGCAGACUUCUUUAUCCUAGUGAUACUUAUUGUCCUUGGUGGAGCCUUCCUGGACUGGGGCAGUUUCCGGGGACUAAGUGCUUCAGCCCUUCAGGCUGACAGCUUGAGGCCACUGGACGUUCUGGGGCUUGACGGAGCUGCUAGCCUCUGCUCAGGCCUGCGGACGGGGCACUCAGGAUUGUUGAAGCAGCGGAUGGCUGCUCUGUUGAGAGGACGGAUAUGGUCCAAACCAGUGGAGGAGAUGCAGGAAGGCUGCGAAAGUUCCAGCCUGCUUGUGACCAUGGCGAAGUGUAGCAUCUGGUUUUUGGCAUUCAUUGGGGCGCUAACAGGCGUGCUGGCAUCGCUAUAUUGGCCGGGGCGGCGGCAUGUGCAGAUUGCGCAAUGGCCGCCUUUGAAGUGGGUGGAUUGGCUGAGGGCGACUUUGCAGAGCGCAUGGAUCAAGCGGAGGUCGGAGCGGCGGAAGCAGAAUGCCGCCCUUGCUUUGCGAGUGGCCCUGAGAUCAGGAGACAAGGAGCUGCUGAGUGCGGCGUUGGAGGAGGCAGAGAGCGCCAAGGUGGACACACCACUGAUGCGGAGGGCGACAGUGGCGCUGAGAGAGCUACGGCGCAAGGCGGCCAAGAUCUCCAAGAAGGGAAGGUCCGGGCGGGGGGACCCCGCCCACCGCCGAUCGGCGUCCCCCACCCGGCAGCGGCGGUCCUCCCGCUCGGCCUCCCCUGGCCGUGCCUCCGACGGCGCGCACCGCUCCGGGGAUCUCGACAGCGUUGGCCAGUUCUGGCAGGGGUCCAGCGAGAGCAGUGGCGACUUCAGCAUACCUGCCGGCAAGGCCGGGGCCGCGGUUCAUCAUCCAAAGGAUGCAGCGGGAGGAUCCCCAAAGGCAGGGCCAGUUACCCGAGAGGCCGACCGGGGCUCGCCGCCGCUGAGCAGCCAGCCAUCGAUGUCCCUCUCACAACAGUCUUCUUUGAGCGAGCACAGCAGCGUCACCGUGCCGGCCCCGGCGCAGCCGCCGCCGCAGCCGGAGCGGCAAAACUCCGAGCGGCAUGCGGCGGCGGCUGCCGGGAAGCCACACUUGGUCAGGGACUCCGUUGGGGAGCUGGCGGCAGCUGCCGCUAUGCGGGUGGAAGCUUUUGAGAAGGAGCGGGAGCGGCAGAGGGAGGAGAAGAAGCAGGCGCGCAGCCGCGAGGCGGCCGAGAGGGCCGCGGCGGCCGCGCAGGAAAAGGCGGCGGCGGCCGAUGCGACGGAGAAAACCACAGUCAAAGCCGAUAAGGCGGCGGACGCGGGCACGCCCAAGGCGUUGGGCCGCGGCGGGUCAUUUUUUGGGCGGAAGGCUGCGCCAGUGACCACGGUGUCUCCGGCCGGCUCCGGUGCCGGCGGCGAUCGGGAGUGGAGGUGGGCGGGUGGUAAAAAGGAGAAGCCGGUGGCGGUGCCCAUAGAGCCGGUGACGCCGCGCCCAGGGCGCAGAGGGGCCGUCGUUCUGACAGUGCCGCGGCCGCAGGCAAACGGCGGCAACCGCGGUGCCACCACUGUGAAGGGGGAUGCCGGGAAGAAGCAGACAGGGACGCCCGUGUCGCCGGCGGCCGCGGCCGCAGCCGCGCCCGGGUGGACAAAAAAGUUUUCGCGCCACACCUCGUCAGCGCCCACGACGCCAAAUGGCAAGUACGGACCGCUCGACGGCGUUGCCUCCAUGCUGCCCAUCGGCCAGGGCCUUGCCGCCGCUUCGCUGCUGGGCCAACCCCCCGAGCCGCCUCCGCCGCCGCCCCCGCAGCUGCCGCGGCUGUAUGCGCAGGUGGCGCGCGACGGGUCUGGAGGUCAGCAGGAACGCCCCUCCACGGCGCCGCCGAGCGGCAAGCGCACGCCGCCGCCGCCGGCCCCGGCCUCCCCGCACGCCCCGCAACAGAACGGCGCUCUUUUUCCCCCGGCAUUCCCCUCUCCCAACCCCACGCACACCCAGGCCUCCUCGCUCUUCCUGGGCCUGGGCGGCUUUGGAGGCUUCAUGGGCGGCUCUCAGGCGCCGCAGUCCGGCGCUGCCGAGGCGCUCAGCCCUUUCCCGGGGAUGUCCCUGCACCGCCGCGUCCCCCCGGCCGUGCGAACCCCUGCCGUCCAGGCGCGCUCCCUCCAGUUUGCCAAGUGUCUCACUCAAGAGGAUUUGGGGCCUCCAGUGCGUCUAUCUAGCUACAGUGCCAUGCCCAUGGCGCCCCAGCCUGCUCCCUACCACAGUUUUGACAGCAUCUGGAGCUCCAACGCUGCCGGAGAGCCCCUGCCCAUUGGCACAUCGCCUCCGGGGUGGAACCCUAUGGGGAUGCGCUGCCGCACGUCUGCCGCGCCGGACUGGAAGUCCGCGCCUGGGCCGGGGUUAUCUCCCCUGCACUUUGCAUCGGAGCCCCUUCCGCCCCUCGAGAGCACCCUCGCCGAGACCGGCCCGGCCGCCGCCGCGGCUGCCACCGCGCCCGUAGCUACGGGCCCGCUGAGCGAGGGGUCCGUAUCCGGCCCUAGCGUGUCCCACUUCAGCAGCGUCAGCACUAGCAGCUCCCUGGAAGGCUGGUGAAGCUGCAGGAAGGGGGGGGAAGCUGCUGUGCAUUCCUGAUCAGGCGCCGGCCUGAAAGUGGCUCCUGGGUGGAUGUCUGCCCCUGCCUGCCUUCUUGCAGGCCUGGCACGGCUUUCAAAAAUAUCAUUUGCGGUUGCAAUUAGGAGGAAAGGGUAUUUAGACAAUGGGCUGCCUUUGUUGCUGGUUUGGUUUAUUCCUGGCUCAGAGGACAUUGCUCCUGAGUUCCGAUACCAACCCUUGGGGUCUUUCCCCGCUUGAGAGGGGGGAUAUAAUGGGGUCUGCGAUCAUCGCAGUGCGAUGGGAUGCGCGGUUUGCAGGGUUAUUUUCAAGGAACCUGCAACAUGCAUGCAUGGAGAGAAGCACCACACGGUCUGAUGGCUUGAGAAUCCCUUUUGACCAGGUUUGUGCAUUGCAUUUGCUUCCCUAAGAUCUGCUGCUGCUUUCUGACAGGCCGAGUGCACAUGCGUGUGAGACAGUUGCUAAUUCGUGGGACGGUGCAUUUUGUCGCACCUGACCUUCUGAGUUGUGUACCAACAAGUUUGCCGGCGACUGCGCUAAUGUUUGAUUCCUAGGUCCAAAAUUAUCAUGACUAGCAAGUACAUGCGGCGUGCAUAAGGCUCUUGCUGUAUGCUUUAGCUGUAAGCAAAUGCAUCCUUU